Messenger RNA from Coregonus sp. 'balchen', 14126 nucleotides. NCBI's taxonomy places the organism in Eukaryota, Metazoa, Chordata, Actinopteri, Salmoniformes, Salmonidae. The record is from the annotation of a GenBank genome assembly.
GUGUGCAGAGCUGCUGGCAUACUGGCUGAGGAAGUGGGUGAGACAACGCAACACAAAUACUGUCUGGCAACAUGUCUCGACUUAAUGGCAAGUACCAUGAAGCUCUUCAUAAUAAACUAGCAAUAGAUAAUAAUUAUAUGGCUGCCUAUGUAACUCAUUGAUGAGAGAGAGGAUUGCAGCUUUUAAAUGGAAUUAUGAAAAGCAGAGUGCUCUCUUUACUUUAGUCUCUUUACUUUCUCUUUUGCCAUUGUCAAAUUCAGUUUAUUGUAUAACUGACAACUAUUAUCAAAUGAAGGAUUGCGUAAUACAAAGGUAAAUAGAUUAAAUAAUACGUUUCAGAGUCACAUUCAGGAAGGUAAUGCUGACUUUAACCCAGUCAUAAAUUAUUGUAAGUGUAAAAUCAUAGUUCCUGGUAAGGACAACUGGGUGAACAAGAGUGAACGGAUGAGUCAUACACUGAGUGUACAAAACAUUAGGAACAUGCUCUUUCCAUGACAGACUGACCAGGUGAAUCCAUGUUAAACCUAUAAUCCUUCACUCAGUGUAGAUGAAGGGGAGAAGACAGGUUAAAGAAGGAUUUUUAAACCUUAAGACAAUUGAGACAUGGAUUGUGUAUGUGUGCCAUUCAGAGGGUGAAUGGUCAAAACAAAAUAUUUAAAUGGCUUUUAACUUUUAUGGUAGUAGGUGCCAGACCCACUGGUUUGAGUGUGUCAAUAACUGCAACGCUGCUGGGUUUUUCACACUCAACAGUUUACUGUGAGUAUAAAGAAUGGUCCACCACCCAAAGGAAGUCCAUCCAACUUGACAAAACUGUGGGAAGCAUUGGAGUCAACAUGGGCCAGCAUCCCUGUGGAACGCUUUCAACACCUUGUAGAGUCCAUGCCCCGACAAAUUGAGGCAGUUCUGAGGGCAAAAGGGGGUGCAACUCAAUAUUAGAAAUGUGUUCCUAUUGUUUUGUAAAUCAAUGAGUCAUACAUUUUCUCCUUAUUUGUUUGUGCGGAAACCUCACACAUGAAUUCAGUCUUGUACCUACUGUUGAUAGGAGAUGUCAUAGAUGUUGAUGCUGUUGUGGCCUUACAUAAUCUGUUUUCUUUGUGGAUAGAUUACAGAUUAGAUUAGAAAAGUGUAUUAAGUGCAACUCCUCAAUAUAACAACAUUUCAUUGUUUGUCCUGAAUAUAUACUGUUUUAACAAUGAGAAGGAGAUGCCUUCUUGGCAAGGUUUCUCUAACAUGCAUGUCAUUUUAGGUACUGGGCAGAGUAAGAAAUAUUGGGACCUAUCUGGUACAAAACUGAAGUCCCUCCCUCAGAGUCUCCUGGAGCAGGCUGAGGAGGCCAGAAGGUUGGACCUCCAGAGGAACAAACUGAGACAGCUCUCUGGGAUCUCCAACCUGGUCCACCUGAGAGAGCUCAACCUCUCCAGGAAUGAGCUGGUGGACUUUCCCCUGGAGAUCAGAUCUUUGAAACUUCUGGAGCGGCUCUACAUGAACCAGAACAACAUCAAGGUUAUCCCUGAAGACAUCUUCCCUCAUCUGGGGAAGCUACAGUUCCUCAAACUCAGCACCAACCGUCUGCCCAAACUCCCAGUGGACCUGAGUCAAUGCCACAGCCUCAGCUACCUCAACCUGUCCAAUAACUGCCUGAAGGACCUCCAGGCACUGGUGGGGCUACCUAAACUCAAGGAGCUGUUAGUAGAACGGAAUAGCCUGACUGAACUUCCAGCCCAGCUGUUCCAGAAAGGGAACUCGGAGCUGACCCUGUUCAAGGCCACGGGGAACCCGCUGAGGACCCCCCCAGAGGAGGUGUGUGACGGAGGGGUGAGGGACAUUCAGAGCUACUUCGCCAUGAUGGAGGAGGAAGGCCCUGACACGCACACCACGGCCUGGACAGUCAAGACCAUGUUCCUGGGUUCCUCCAUGGCUGGGAAGUCCACGCUGUGUCGCAGCCUGAACAAGGGGGGGCCCGUGAGGGUAGAGGAGGAGGACAGAACGGAGGGGAUAGAGAUCAGUGAGAUGGAAAUGGAGGGGGUCCGGUUCCUAUUCUGGGACUUCGCAGGGCAGGAAGAAUACUACCUGACACAUCAUGUCUUCAUCACCCCCAGAGCCCUCGUUAUCCUCGCUGUUGAUUUGGCCAGGUAAACAUGUCAGUUGAGGGAGAUCACUGUGCAGUUCGUGUUAAUUUGUGGGAAACUGACAUUUGUAAUUUAACAUUAUAGUCUUUUACAUUCUUCUAAUAUUUUAAUCAACAGAUAGUUUCGAAGAUCAUUGAUAAUGUUUUAUUGAUAGUACAGUAUAUUGAUACAUACAGUCGGAAGUUUACAUACACCAACUCAGUUUUUCACAUUUCUUGACAUUUAAUCCUAGUAAAGAUUCCCUGUCUUAGGUCAGUUAGGAUCACCACUUUAUUUUAAGAAUGUGAAAUUUCAGAAUAAUAGUAGAGAGAAUUAUUUAUUUCAGAUUGUAUUUCUUUCAUCACAUUCCCAGUGGGUCAGACGUUUACAUACACUCAAUUAGUAUUUGGUAGCAUUGCCUUUAAAUUGUUUAACUUGGGUCAAACGUUUCAGGUAGCCUUCCACAAGCUUCCCACAAUAAGUUGGGUGAAUUUAGGCCCAUUCCUCCUGACAGAGCUGGUGUAACGGAGUCAGGUUUGUAGGCCUCCUUGCUCGCACACGCUUUUUCAGUUCUGCCCACACAUUUUCUAUAGGAUUGAGGUCAGGGCUUUGUGAUGGCCACUCCAAUACCUUGACUUUGUUGUCCUUAAGCCAUUCUGCCACAACUUUGGAAGUAUGGUUGGGGUCAUUGUCCAUUUGGAAGACCCAUUUGCGACCAAGCUUUAACUUCCUGACUGAUGUCUUGAGAUGUUGCUUCAAUAUAUUCACAUCAUUUUCCUUCCUCAUGAUGCCAUCUAUUUUGUGAAGUGCACCAGUCCCUCCUGCAGCAAAGCACCCCCAUAGCAUGAUGCUGCCACCUCUGUGCUUCACGGUUGGGAUGGUGUUCUUUGGCUUGCAAGCGUACCCCCUCUUUCCUCCAAACAUAACGAUGAUCAUUAUGGCCAAACAGUUCUAUUUUUGUUUCAUCAGACCAGAGGACAUUUCUCCAAAAAGUACGAUCUUUGUCCCCAUGUGCAGUUGCAAACUGUAGUCUGGCUUUUUUAUGGUGGUUUUGGAGCAGUGGCUUCUUCCUUGCUGACGGCCUUUCAGGUUGUGUCGAUAUAGGACUCGUUUUACUGUGGAUAUAGACACUUUUGUACCUGUUUCCUCCAGCAUCUUCACAAGGUCCUUUGCUGUUGUUCUGGGGUUGAUUUGCACUUUUCGCACCAAAGUACGUUCAUCUCUAGGGCGGUAUGACGGCUGCGUGGUCCCAUGGUGUUUAUACUUGCGUACUAUUGUUUGUACAGAUGAACGUGGUACCUUCAGGUGUGUUACGGAUACAGGUAUCCUGUGUUUGAAAAUUGCUCCCAAGGAUGAACCAGACUACAAUUGUUUUUCUGAGGUCUUGGCUGAUUUCUUUUGAUUUUCCCAUGAUGUCAAGCAAAGAGGCACUGAGUUUGAAGGUAGGCCUUGAAAUACAUCCACAGGUACACCUCAUUUUCUGGAAUUUUCCAAGCUGUUUAAAGGCACAGUCAGUAUGUAAACUUCUGACCCACUGGAAUUGUGAGACAGUGAAUUAUAAGUGAAAUAAUCUGUCUGUAAACAAUUGUUGGAAAAAUUACUAGUGUCAUGCACAAAGUAGAUGUCCUUACCGACUUGCCAAAACUAUAGUUUGUUAACAAGAAAUUUGUGGAGUGGUUGAAAAACCAGUUUUAAUGACUCCAACCUAAGUGUAUGUAAACUUCCGACUUCAUCUGUAUAGUUUGUUGGUUUUACUGACUUGGGCAUGACCUUGCCUUACAUGUGAAAAUGUAUCUUUGUAAUGUCUCAGCUACAACAUGGAAGACCCCCAGUCUUACAAAGAGAAGGUGUGUUUCUGGAUCAAUAACAUCCAGCUUCGCGUCCCUGCCUCUGUGGUCUUACUGGUGGGAACUCACUGUGACCAGUGCCAAGACCAAGACGAGGUGAGGGAGAAGAAGAGACACAUUGAGGAGAAUGUUCGAGUCAUGCUCGAAGAAAGGAAGGAGGUUUUACAACUACAGCAGAAGAACCUGAAGGACAAUGCAGACCCCUCUCUGUUUUCUGAACAGAUGAGCGAACUUGACCGGCUUAUGGAGUAUCAUUUACAGGUAUUGUGUCCUAAUUUGAGUUUUGUAAAGAGUGUUUGAUCUUUGAAAUGGCCUACGGUUUGAUCUGCGAGUAUAUUAAUUGGUUUCUAAUGUGUUUGCAGGUCCUGGAACUUGUACCUAUUGACUGCACUAAGCAUGAGGAUAUUGUCAAGCUCAAGGAGCACAUUGUGAGGCAUAUCUUAACAAAGGAUACAUUCCCAUGUGCUGAAAGGACCCUGCCCAAAAGCUACAAAGAAGUUGAGUUAGCCAUUCAUGACCUGGUGGGACAAAACCAAAUACCUCAACACGGUAAGUUAUUUCAAGUAAAAAACGGAAAAAUCCUUCUUGAAAGUUAAAGGCUCUUGAAUUGUAAUUUUAUAUAAUUCACUUUCUCAAAUUACUGAAUUGAAAUUAAAUCAACUUCAACCCUGUUCUGACAUCUGUCCAUGUUAGGACAGUCUGAAACUGUGGUUGUCCUAAUAUGGACACAAUGAGGUAUUAUAACUCGGUCACAUGACCAGUGGCGGCUCCUGAACAAAUUCUCAGGGAGGGCAAUUUUUCUGAUGAUUUAGGUGACCUACACACAUUUUUAAAAAGAUAUGUCCAGCAACAACAUGAAGACAGGGGCAGCAUAUAAGUCAAUACCAGAAGCAUUUAUUGACUGAUCUCAAAAGUGUUGGCUUACAAAAGCAAAAUAAGUUAUCACAGUAAAAAUAAUCAAGGGUGUUCUUUCACAUUCCUCAACACUGCAUAAACAAUAUGCAUUUCCAUAAACAAAUGAAAUAUCAGCUGAAAAUACAGCAUCUUGGUAUUUGUUCAGAUUGCAGGAUCAACAAGAGCUUUUACCACAUUUUUUGAUAUCUGUUUAAUCUUACCUUAUGGCCUGCACUUGCUUGUGAAGCUGUCGAGGGCACGUUUGAUAGAGACAGCAUCGAUGUCCUUCUUCUGUAGCUUCUGGUACAGAAUGUCGACGUGGGGCAUGAUUUUGUGAAAAAGCCGCAGGAAAAAAAUUAAAUCUUCAUCAUGUAGUAUCCUCACGUAGCCAGCUGCCUCUCUCAAGGUGUGCUGGUCAAAUGAACCCAAUGAACCCGUCCGGAUGGCUUCAAAACAUUAUAUGAGGUCGUCUCGAUUCUCGUAGACAGUGUUCACGACUCUGCUGUUGCUAACCUCAUCGUUGUGGCGGCGGACAGCUAGCCUGUAUCCCUCAUCCAGUUGAGUGGCAAUAUUCACUCUCCCAAAAGCAGACAAUCUCAAACAGCUAUAUGUGGGUCUUUGACAGCUAAUUUUUCUUAAUCUUUUCUGAAAGAUGGUGCAUGUCGGUUACACCAGUCGCUGUCCAAGCGGUGCUGUCUGCUGUGCCGCCUUCAGGGUGGAAGAGUAAGCAGGGGUAGCAAAAAACUGCAUUAGCUACAUCGCAGCCUGCUAGCCAGGUUUUCCGUUCAUACCAAUUUUUGGAAAAUCCUCGGGUGUAGGACUUCCCCCCUUUAGUAGACACCUGUUGAAUUAUUAAAUUUGGUCUGGGGGGUCCUAAUUGUUUCGUUGCCAAUUUAUCUUCAUUUGUUCGCCGACAAAAAGGAACUUCUUUCAAAGACACAAUCGAGUUGGACUGAAGCCUAGCCAUUUUGAUAGUAGUAGUGAAUUGAAUGAGGCUGCUACCUGGUCUUUUCUUAGUUACGUUCAUUCGUGGUUACGUUAUGUAUGACGAAAGCGCGUAAGUGCAAGCCCACAGACACCCAUAGAGAAUGUAUUGAAAGCUUUGAAAUGUGACAAAACUAGAUUUUACAUGGGAGUCUAUGACAGACUUCUGGGCGAUUUUCAACCUGACUGAAAUCGCCCAAAAAACGGGCGGGGCCAUUUGAAGCACGACUUUAGCCUGAUUUGACAUUUAGUGGCUGGCAGAUCAGACGUGAACACUGAUAACUGCUGUUGCCGUGAUAUAAUUUUUUAUAAAUUUAUUUAAAAAAAAUAUUUUUUUUUAUUUAAUUUUUUUUUAAAUAAUUGAUUAGAAAAAAAAUCCCUUCCUUUUCCCGUUUGGCAGUGCGUCGCCCAUAUCGCCCUAUUGAACAAGCCGUCCCUGCACAUGACUCUAAUCAGACAUCUCUUUUCCUCAACACCAGGAAUAGUUUCUUUUGAUGACCUUCUGAGUGACCUCAUUCCGCACCUUGAGUUGGGCGAGGAGAACGUCCACUCCAUCCUACGUUACCUCCAUCGUAUCGGCAUCAUCGUGUGGUAUGAGGAGAUCCCUGCUCUGAAGGACAGGGUGUUCGUUCAGCCAUCUUUCCUCAUCUCACUCUUCAAGGUGAGACCUGAGGGUGACAGAAGGAAAACCUUUAAAUUAGUGAUCAGCGACACCUGGUCCAGGAGAGCUACAGGGGUGUGGAGGCUUUUGCUACAGCCCAGAAUUUUAAAAAUCUACUGACCACCUAAUAAUUUCCUGUCCCUGUAGCUCUCCAGGAUCAGGUUAGGUGUGUUUUGAGUAGUGAGCACAAUUAAGUAGCAAAGAGAAUAUGCUGUAUUCUAUUUGAAUUACGGUGUUGUCUUUCAAGUCUUCUCCAGUACGGUGUCCAUAUUAGGACAUCAUAUGUCCAUGAAAGUUGCGUCAGAGUCACUCUGACUGCUGUCCUAAUAUGGACAUCGUACUCCUAUAACCAACGUCUCUCCUUUCCCCCAACCCAGACCAUCGUGAGACACGACCUGGUCAAGCAGCUGGAGGCCAUCCCCAGAGACGCGCUGCGGCAAGAGGGCAACCUGUUGGUCCACCGGGGCACGUGGGUGGAUGACUUCAGGGAGAAGGGCACCCUGCAUAACGCGGCCACACGGAUCCUGGUACGCAGAGAACUGAGGCGGCUGGGGCUGGACGAUGAAGACCUGGUGGAGGAGGUGGUGGGGAGUAAGACUAAGGAGGGGACCCUACUCAGCCUCCUGCAGCACUUUGAGGUCUGUCUCCCGGCUAAGGUGGGUAGUCCCCUGAACCCGGCAGCCCCGGAGUUCAAACCUGGGGAGAAGCAGUGGAAGUCAUCCAACUUGGCCAGGGGUGAUACGGACGGAGCUUGUCUCUUCCCCAGCUACCUGCAGGACAAUCGAAUGGUGGUGCAGAUGUGGGGAGAAGACAAGCUGGACGAUAUAAAUGUCUAUGUUUACUUUCUACCUGAGGUCCCUCAUGGCUUCUUCCACAGGUAGCAUUGGAAUCUACAGUAGUCUACCAUUUCACUGCUCUGAUGUUUCACUUUAAUUGUCACACAUUUUCCAAAAUAAAUAUUUAUGUUCUGUUUAUAUUGGUUUUACAAAUAAAAUAUGUGGUUAUUUAGGAAAUGUAUUUUAUUUGUAUUUCAGGCUGAUCAUCAAGACGUGCUCCCUGUACCCGACUCACUGGAUAGGGAAGGACCACUGCCUGCUCAGCUCUGGAGACAAACUGGUGCUGAUGAGAGAGAACAAUAAAGAUGGAGAUCCAUACAUACAGAUCCGCUGCAAGAGACCUGAGACCAGCGGUACAGUAUGCUAUUCAUCUAUUUCAUCUGGAGAGGCAAAUUAAUGAGAAUAUGGGGUAAAUUCAAUCAAUGUCUGCAUAGUAAGAAAAGUGCUUGUGAGGACCUUGGUCUAUCUAGCGCCCAGCUGAUCACUUUUGGUUUAAAAAAAAAUCCCAUACUUGGUGUUCAGAAACAUUUCCCAAACCGUCUUUUGCAACACUUUGAAGAUGUCUUCAAACAUUCUGAAACUGAAAAAUAUAUAUUUGAAGGGCGACUGCGCUUCCUGAUUUGGCCUUGUUUUAAUCCAUGCUCAUGAAGAAAUGGCUGAAGGCAAAUAAGAGAUGUCUUGGGGGUGUGGUUUGAUGUGGGUGUGCUUUGGGUGUGUCUUUGCCAUUCAAUCACAAUAAACAAGCGCAGUAGUGAGUACAGCUAGGUAAGCUAAGCUAGUUUUGCUAUGGAGAGAACAAAGUUUUGAAGUUGAGGACUUCUCCCCUCCCGACUGACUCGCCAUCUCAAGAUAGUCAGCUAAUUCAGUUCUAUGUGUAGGCUAAAGUCUGUGCUUACCUUGUGUUUAGCCAAACUGAGGGCAGCUACCUAGCAUAGCUUGGUGAUAGCUGCAGCUGGCUAUCCUAUCUAGCUGAUAUUUCUCUGUCAAAUCAGUUAUGGCAAGAUAGCAAGCGCCAGUGUCUGGAAUGUGUUUCAUAAGACACUCGUUCUACAACGCCUUGCUACGAAAGUAGCUUGUAACUUAGUUUCAACGUUUCAUCACAUAAUGUAAAUACAUGUUACAAUGGAAACGAUAUCAACUACUGCCAGUUGAAUGCCCGCGUGCGGUCUUCAGUCGGUUUAGCUGUUCUACAACCCAAUAUUCUAUAACUGGCUAGUUUUGUCUCGUCUCUCCUUAUGUCCACGGUUAGAUCAUUCCCGGAAGACAAAUCCCAGAACUAAUAUCCCUACAGGUGUUGGCUACAUGUGGACAUUGCACAAACAUCGCCCAGCUUGAGUGUACAUACAGUACAUCAACAAAAAAAUCGAUGGAUGUGUUCGUGUUACAAAGACAAAACAGUUCCUGCUGUAAAUAUCAUAUUGAUGUUCUUAUAAAGACAGUAUGCCUACACUUUACCUAACAAAUCAAUAAUGUUGUGUGUAGAGUACAACUUCAGCUGUGUAACCAGAACUAGAAUGGCAUUUCUAUUUCUAUGGUCUAUUUGCCAAAAUGUAAGGAUUUGGCUGUCUAACACACUGACAUGCACAGCUCUCUGGGUGAGGUUCUGUCUUCAAGUUUCCAGAGAGUAAUGAAGACCCUUCCAUCUGUGUAAUGUAUUACAGGUUAUGAACAUGUGCAGUCAGGUGGCAGGAGGGGUGGAGUGCAUGACACUCCAUCCUGGAUAUGUCAGAGUUUGCCUCAUGGGUCCAGCAGGCAGAGUUCAAUAACUACAGGCAGAUGUGAGAUGCGGGAGGAUGGCACUCUUCUCAUACUGAGUAGCCUACAGAGUAAUAAGAGAAGAAUGCAAUUGCUAAACUCAUGUAGAUAUUCUAAAGAAAGUGUUUUGAUAACGUUGAAGUGUAACAGUUCCAUGUAGAAUAAACCAUCCUUCACAUAAUACUGUAGAAGCAGUGUUUUGCUAAUAUAACAAUGUGCAAAUAUUACACGUCUUUCAUCUUUUAUUCUCAUUCACAGCCGAUACAGAUACUGUACCUAUCAACAUUUUGUUUGGUGGUGCUGGGGUUACCUUGCCAAACAUGUCAGCCGUCAGACACUACAUGACCAAAAGUAUGUGGACACCUGCUCGUCGAACAUCUAAUUCCAAAGUCAUGGGCAUUAGUAUGGAGUUGGUCCCCCCUUUGCUGCUAUAAUUAUCUUCCACUCUUCUGGGAAGACUUUCCACUAGAUGUUGGAAAAUUGCUGCGGGGACUUGCUUCCAUUCAGCCACAAGAGCAUUAGUGAGGUUGGGCACUGAUGUUGGGCGAUUAGGCCUGGCUCGCAGAGUGCAUUCCAAUUAAUCCCAAAGGUGUUCGAUGGGGUUGAGGUCAGGGCUCUGUGCAGGCCAGUCAAGUUCUUCCACACCGAUCUUGACAAACCAUUUCUGUAUGGACCUCACUUUGUGCACGGGGGUAUUGUUAUGCUGAAACAGGACAGGGCCUUCCCCAAACUGUUGCCACAAAGUUGGAAGCACAGUAUCGUCUAGAAUACCAUUGUAUGCUGUAGCGUUACGAUUUCCCUUCACUGGAACUAAGGGUCCUAGUCCGAACCAUGAAAAACAGCGUGACCAAAUCAGAUUCAUUGUCAGACUGUCAGAUGGUGAAGCGUGAUUCAUCACUCCAGAGAACGCGUUUCCACUGCUCCAGAGUCCAAUGGCGGCGAGCUUUACACCACUCCAGCCGACGCUUGGCAUUGCGCAUGGUGAUCUUAGGCUUGUGUGUGGCUCCUUGGCCAUGGAAACCCAUUUCAUGAAGCUCCCGACAAACAGUUAUUGUGCUGACAUUGCUUCCAGAGGCAGUUUGGAACUCUGUAGUGAGUGUUGCAACCGAGGACAGAUCAUUUUUACGGCUACACCCUUCAGCACACGCCGGUCCCAUUCUGUGAGUUUGAAUGGCCUACCACUUCGCAGCCGAGCCGUUGUUGCUCCUAGACGUUUCCACUUCAUAAUAACAGCACUUACAGUUGACUGGGGCAGCUCUAGCAGGGCAGAUAUUUGACGAACUGACUUGUUGGAAAGGUGACAUCCUAUGACGGUGACAUGUUGAAAGUCACAGAGGUCUUCAGUAAGGCCAUUCUACUGCCAAUGUUGGUCUAUGGAGAUUGCAUGGCUGUGUGCUCGAUUUUAUACACCUGUCAGCAACGGGUGUGGCUGAAAGAGCCAAAUCCAUUCAUUUGAAGGGGUGUCCACAUACUUUUGUAUAUAUAGUGAACCUUCCUGUAUGGUGUUGCCAGCGCCAGUAGCUCAGCUCCAGGCCCCUCUCAUCACAGAUACUGGUCAUGAAGGAGUCCGACUUACAGAUCCGACCCAGCUCCUAUCACAGAGAAAGAGAGGGAGAGAGAGAAAGACUUUCACCAUAUGAUCAUGGAAGCCAACAGUAAACACACAGUUGAACAUAGCCAAUCAGAGAUUAUGAUUCACAGCUAAUUCACAAGGGACAUGUCCCAGCAUGGUACUAACUGGUUGACAUUACUAACCCUGGCCCAGGAGUAGUCCAUUGCGGCGCCAUGGAUGGAGGGCACAUCCUUACAACGUACAAGACACAAACACACACAGCACAUAUCAAUGGUGGUUAUUUCCUCCAUUAUUCUGGAACGGGACUGGUGUCUGACCGUUGCCUCCUUUUCUGGUGAUCUAUAAAAUAUAAAUACACAUAUAGAAAAUACGCCCUCAAAUGCUAGCUAGUUUGCUAAAUGAUUUAGCAAGGAUCUUACAGUAGCUAGUCAGUUUAAAUAGUUGGAUGGUGAAGUCGAUGUGCUUGGUGUACAUAUCCUGGAAAAGUUGACCGAUCUUCUAACUAUUAACUUCGAUAGAAAAACGUAGCUAAAUAGAUAGAAUCUUGAAACCGUGGAGAGCGAAACACCUAUCCAUUUAUGGGUAGAUUACCCUGAUUAAUUAUCUAUUGAUUUCACAGUUUACAUAUUUAUUCAUGGCUCUACUGACUCCAGGAGAAUCCUUUUUCAAAUCAUGCAAGAAAAAAACAUUUCACUUUAUUUGGAAUUGCAAACCAGAUGAAGUUAAACAAGAUUAUUUAUAUAACGAACAUGAGUUUGGAGGGUUAAAACGAUUAAAUAUUAAGGCAUUAAACCUCUCUCUAAACUGAUAUAUAAAACAACAAUUGACACAUCAAUCCAUUAGUUUCAAUUUAAAUUAUUACUGUAUAUAAAAUACUUGCUACAAAACAAAUGCUCAAUAUAUGGGGCAUUGAACAGUCAGCCUUGUGCAGACUGCCACGAGGAAACAGAAUCAAUACAGCAUAUUUUUCUGGUACUGUCCAUCGGUGGCUCGCUUUUGGAGUCAGGUAUCUCAUAAUAUCAGGGUUCAGAUGGACCUGUAAACUGUAUUGCUAGGGGAUCUGAAAAAACAUGAUCAAUCAAUGGGAAAUAUCAUUAUAGUCUUGGGUAAAGUAUUUAUUUUUAGGGCAACAUCGGUAGAAGUGUUACAAAUAGGGAGGUUCAGGACCCUCAGAAGACAUCACAGUAAAAUGGAGGGAUGUAUUGCAAAAUGAAAAAUGGCAUUAUACUGGGAAAGAUGGGUUAAUCUGUGGACAUCGGCAGGUUGGAGUUAAGAUCAGAAUGGCUGGUGGAUUGGCCACUGUGGGUGAAAAUCCAACACUUGCAGAAAGAGGAAAUUAGGAAUUAGGAACACCUUACUAAUAUUGAUUUGCACCCCUUUUGCCCUCAGAACAGCCUCAAUUCGUCGGGGCAUGGACUCUACAAGGUGUCAAAAGCGUUCCACAGGGAUGCUGGCCCAUGUUGACUCCAAUGCUUCCCACAGUUGUGUCAAGUUGGCUGGAUGUCCUUUGGGUGGUGGACCAUUCUUCAUUCACACGGGAAACUGUUGAGCGUGAAAAACCCAGCAGCCUUGCAGUUCUUGACACACUCAAACCGGUGUGCCUGGCACCUACUACCAUACCCCGUUCAAAGGCACUUAAAUCUUUUGUCUUGCCCAUUCACCCUCUGAAUGGCACACAUACACAAUCCAUGUCUCAAUUGUCUCAAGGUUUAAAAGUCCUUCUUUAAUCUGUCUCCUCUCCUUCAUCUACAAUGAUUGAAGUGGAUUUAACAAGUGACAUCAAUAAGGGAUCAUAGCUUUCAACUGGAUUCACCUAGUCAGUCUAGACAUUUAGCUAGCUAGAUAUUAACAAAACAUAGCUACUUACCAACAACAUUCCAGUCUCAGUUUUGACGGUUGACUGCCCAAGUAGAAGCUAGUUGGAUGUAAUCCAUAUUCUGGACAUCUACCCAAGAUUGUUGAACAACUUUAUGGAAGCCCAUUUUCACUAGAAUAGCUAUUUCCCAAGUUUGUUUUGCGUGACCCGGUGCCCUGGGUGCACAGGGUUUGCUCUAUUUUGACCAUUCCAUUGGGCCUCUUAAGUAGAGGUCUCCACCCGCCCGGGGCACCGAGCCAUGCAAAGCGAACUCGCCCAGUCUUUUCCCAAAAAACACAGUGCCACAAUGUGUUGGUAGGCAAAAGAGGGCAUGAAUUGUUGACAUAAUUGUAAUCCAAACCAAACCCUCAAGUACAGUAAGUAAUGUCGCAGUCACUUACCAAACUCCGUUUUGGAUGAGACUUCAUAACCAAAAUUAUCCUAUAUAAUAAAUGUUUCUGACUCAUAUCAAUGCCAUAUAGGCCGUUUUCAAAAAGAGAAGUUGGUUUUCAAGGGCAGAUGACCUUUGAGCUCAAACUAUAUAGUUCUGCUAUGAAAACCAAAUAUUUAGUCCUAAUGAGGAAGAAUAUUAAAAAGUAGUCACUAAUGUGUUGUAAACAACUUCAUCUCAUUGACCUCAGCAUAUUUCUCUUUUGCCAGCAGAGUUCCGUCGUUCUUGGGAUUUCUUCCUGUCGGUGAUGUAUAAGCUAGUGGUGCUGUCUAGACAAUGGCCUGGCCUAUCCCAACAUGUCCACACCCCCUGUAAGGAGAAAGGUUGCACAGCCUACUUCGUCUGGAGAGACUGGCAGGACCUCACAGAAACAGAAAUCUAUGAGCUGUAAGCCAAAUGUAUCUAAUGUAAUUGUUACUUGUCUAUUUGUCAAUGCACAACUGUAUUGUAAUUAUAUUAUUGCACUUAUUUCAAAUUAUAAAUAUGUUGUUUCUCUACCAAUAUACUAUUAAAACUGAAGUGUGUGUGUCGAACAGUGUGCAGGAGGAAAAACAACUCUGCCGAAACGGACACACGCGACGGACCGAGUUGCUUUUCCCAAAAGGUACAGUAUGUUUUUAAUGUUAAAGUAAGCGGGAUUACCUACUGUUUACAAUUAAUGCUUCCCAUUCAAAUACUGUGUGUGUUUUUUUUAGAUCCUGUCAUCAACAAAUCAGAAGGAUAAUGACCAGAAGCUAGAAAGAGAACUUCAUCAGAGGGAGAUGUUUUCUUUUUCAGUGACGUCUCCAAGUUGACUAUCUUACUAUCAAAAACAUGUUCCUUAUUUGCAACAUCAAAAUCUUCACUCAUUACAGUUUGGGUUUAGGCUUGAGGUCUCAUUUAUAAAUACAAGUGCACAGAGGGAGCAACCAUAUUCAUGUUUCUCUCUCAAUAUUAUGAAAAUGUUACUUUUCAUAUCCUACCACAGGGCUGCGCUCUUGCUCCAUAAUGAGAAAACAAUUAUACUGACGUACAGCUACACAAAACUGUUAAUUGCAGUCCAGAUAUCCACUUUCUGAUGCCUUACCCUCAUACCAAAUAAAUAAUAUCAAGCCCCUGACAUGACAUACUCCUUUUUGUAUUUGUAAUGUAUUUAAUUUAUUUAUUCAAUACUUCAUUCCAG